This is a messenger RNA of Epithele typhae, 2184 nucleotides long. RefSeq names its product P-loop containing nucleoside triphosphate hydrolase protein. Gene Ontology annotation, cellular component: membrane; cytoplasm; microtubule. The transcript has 12 exons. Gene Ontology annotation, molecular function: microtubule binding; GTP binding; GTPase activity. The record is from RefSeq and is a predicted model, not a curated record. NCBI's taxonomy places the organism in Eukaryota, Fungi, Basidiomycota, Agaricomycetes, Polyporales, Epitheliaceae. The coding region runs from base 1 to 2184 and encodes 727 amino acids.
AUGGGCGGUGAGGUGGGCGAAACUGCCGGCGUUGGCGAGAGCGAGUAUGCUCGCCAGAGACGGACGCUUUUCAAGAUCUUGCACGACUUGAAGGCUCUCGGGCACGUCUUUCACCUAGUCCCUGUGCCUGUGUGCGCGCUGAAACCAGCCGGGAAGAGCUCCCUAGUCGAAGCCGUUACCGGAGUGAAGGUCCCGCGCGACGACGGAAUGUGCACACGAUGCCCGAUGGAGUGUACCAUUCUCUCCGGCCCCGCGUGGUCCUGCACCAUCUCGUUGCGUAUCUCCCCAUCCCCGGACGCCCAGUACUCGCCAGUCCUCUCGCGCUCGGACGAUGUGGAGCUCUGGAUUCGGCGGGCUCAGGCUACGCUCCUCUGUCCUCAUCUUCCCCGACACGCCUUCAAGACAAAGAACGCGGAGGAGAUCAAGGCGAUGACGGAGAAGGUCGAAGGGAAGAACGAAGCGGUCAAGACGGUCGUGAGCGAUUCGGUUGUGAUCAGCAUCGAAGAUCCGGCUGGAGCUGACCUUAUCUUCGUGGACUUGCCGGGGCUGGUGGAGAACGAAGACUUGGAGGUGAUUCGGCUCAUUCAGAAUCUCGUCACCGAGAAUAUCAAACAUUCCUCCACGUUCAUCCUCGUUACCCUGCCUGCCGUCGAUAAUAUUGAGAAUCAGAAGGCGAUGCGACUCGCGAAGGAGGCCGACCCUGAGGGCAAGCGGACCAUCGGGAUCGUUACGAAACCCGACACUGUCGUCACAGGAUCGACUGACGCGGUAAAGCUGUGGACGGAGACCUUCGCGGGCACCGGCAAGCACAAGCUCCGACUGGGCUAUUACGCCGUGCGGCUGGCGCUCGAUGCUGAGCGCAAGGAGGGCAUCUCGCGCGCCGAGCUGUCUCGCCGCGCGACGAGCUUCUUCGCCGCCAACGCCCCGUGGAAAGACAUUGCCGCGAACCGGCUCGGCCUCGACGCGCUCGUGCGGGACGUCAGCGCGCUCCUCAUGAGCGUCCUCAUCCGCGACCUCCCCAAGCUGAUGGACCAAGUCACGCGCCUCAUCGCGUCGACCCAGCGCGCGCUCGCGUCCGUCCCCACACCGCCGAUCUCCGCGAAGGGCGCGACCGCAGAGGCACUUGACCGCAUCGUCGGCUUCUGCGUCGCGCUGAGCCGCAAGGUCCACGGGCGCGCGGACGACCGGACGUUCGUGCACCGCACGCGCGAGGCGUACCUGACGAUGAAGCAGGCGAUGCGCCGGAGCGCGCCGGAGUUCUGGCCGUUCGAGUGCGCGCUGGAGCAGUGCGAGCGGGAGUUCCGGCGGCCGCAGGAGCUCGACGCGGUGGUGGAGGAGGAUGCCGCGUGCAAAGUCAUGGGGCUAGUUGACGUGCGCAAGGUCAUCAAAGAAUGCACUGGCUGGGAGCUCCCAGGCCACAUCCCAUUCGAUGCCAAAGCGCAGCUCAUCAAGGGCUUCGUCGACCAGUGGGAGGACCCGUCCGCGACGGCCUUCGAGAACGUCGCGCGCAUACUCGAGAGCGUCGUCGUCGAACUCAUCGAGGAUAACUUUGGGACGUUCCCGAAAUUCAAGGCUUCCAUCACGGCUCUCGUCGCGGCACAGAUGAAAACCCACGCGAAAGACUGCUCCGACGCGCUUAUGAGCUCCCUCGACCACGAGCAGAUUGCGUUGUUCACUCAGAACGUGCACGACCUCCGCGUCGGCACCGAGCGGUGGCACGAGCACUAUCAGUGGCUCCGGUACCGCCAAGAGUCCUCCUUCCGCAUCAGCGGGAAACCGACCGCUCAUGCUCCAUACGUGACCAAUGAGCCCAGGAGUCCGACAGUUGCGCCGCGCGGGGGUAUAUACUCUACCGACUUCCGGCGGCUGCUCCCCGUGGACGAGUACAAGGACGAGAUCCUGGUCAUGGCCGAGGUCCGCGCGUUCUUCCACAUCGCGUACAAGCGUAUAAUCGACCACAUCCCGACCCGGAUCCAGCACGACUUCGUGCAGAAGUUCGCGGACGGGCUCCAGGGCCGGCUCCUCACCGAGCUCGCGGUCGAUGCGCCAGAGUCGCUGAAGCGGUUCGAGUCGUGGAUGGAGGAAGAUCCGGAGAUCGCAGUGACUCGGAAGCGGCUGACGGAGCGUAUGGAGAAGUUGAUCCACAUCCAGACCCAGCUGGAGGAGUACUCGGCGUCGCAGUAG